AUGGAGGCUCUGGAAAGAAACUCUAAACCCUCUACAGGGCCAAUCGCCGGCAGUGAAUUGUGCAAACCCACGCCAAAGCGAUCUCGCGUCGUUGUCUCGCAGUCGAGCCGCGGCUGCGUGACUUGCAAGACCCGCCGGGUCAAAUGUGACGAACAGAAACCUCUGUGUCGCCGAUGCAUCCAGGCGGGUCGGUUAUGUGGCGGGUACAGCCACAAGAGCAAGUCGUCAUCCGCUCUGCAACCUGCUCUGAGGACUGGCGUCAAAGUGGACAGCAACGUUGAGAGGCUAAGCCAUCUCGCAGCUCACGUCUUAUCUUUGAAUAACGAGGGCCUUCCUGCGCAAGAGGAUGAGGUCUGGGGUAGAGUAUUUCUCCAGUUGUCUAAUAAAAACGAAUGCGUCAAGGCCGCGGCAGCUGCAUUUGGCGCUGCCUAUGAGUUGUCGUUGAAUGACACGAUAGAAAAGGUCCCAGGUUCAGCUUGGCGUUACUACGGCUCAGCAUUGACAAUGCUCCAAUCAGGGCUGAAAGACGAUGGUGUCGAGCCGGAGUCUCUAGCUCUGGCAUCACUGAUCCUGGCUUGCGUCGAAGUCCUGAGCCAGCACGAGCACAACGCAUUCGCCCAUUUUCUCGGAGCCGUGCAGAUCCUGACCAGAGCCUAUCAGCGUCGAAGCGGAGCUCCAUCUUCUGAUUUUCUAAAUAAAAUCAAAGAUGGCGUGGUCAAUGCCAAUCUUCUGCUUGGCGGUUAUGCUCUUUCCCAGACACCCCAGUUGAUGUAUGUCGUAUUUCAAGAUGCAGCCCCUGGAAACAAUUUAUUCGAUAAGCCCGAGCUUGCUAUCGAUGCCGCAAUGUUGUGCCUUCAGCGAUCAUACCAAUUUAUAUCCUCCGCUUCCCGCCUCCAGUAUAAACAUCCAAGCUGGAAAGAGUACAACUCCGCCCUGUGCCAGGACCAAAAUAAAGCCUUGGCCGAAUGUGAUUAUAUGCUCGAUGGGCUUGCGGAACUUAUCACAAGACUGCAAGCUCAGCAUUCCUCCUCAACAGUCACACAGAAGGAUUGGGAGAUACUAGCAGAACUUUAUGCUCUCCGAACACAGCUAACAGCGAAUACUAUCUUCAUACUGUGCAUUGAUACCCCAUUUGAAACGGCGUAUGAUGAACACUUGGACAAAUUUCGAAGCAUCGUGAGUGAUGCUGCAGCAUCGGCGCGGCUACGGCGAUGGUCCAAACCCAGCGCUUUCAAACGCUUCUCAACGCGCCUUGGUAUCGUCAGCCCUCUCUACUUCACGAUUUUGAAGUGUAGGGACCCAGCGUUACGUAACGUGGCAGUAACAAUGUUGAGCGAACAGGACCGCGAGGGGCCGGCCGAUGGACACAUUCUGGCGGCGAUCGGUGCUCAAGUGGCUGCACUGGAGAUAUCUGACAGUUCGCCCUCCACUCCCGGCGCUCCUCUGGCUGCCUGCGACAUCCUCGAAGAGCAGAGGUUUCACGGGUUCACAGUCCCCCCUCCAAGAUUCGAUUCUGAGGGCCGGCGCGUGGUCGACGUUGUUUUCACCCGGCCAAAUCCGCCUCUCGCCCAGGGAUGGGGCGAUGCCGACUACUCAGUGCCGGGUGGCUGGAGCAAGUGGUCGGUGCCUGUCAAGAUCUAG
Clonostachys byssicola is the source of this 1641-nucleotide messenger RNA. NCBI's taxonomy places the organism in Eukaryota, Fungi, Ascomycota, Sordariomycetes, Hypocreales, Bionectriaceae. The record is from the annotation of a GenBank genome assembly.